This is a messenger RNA of Rotaria socialis, 3921 nucleotides long. The record is from the annotation of a GenBank genome assembly. NCBI's taxonomy places the organism in Eukaryota, Metazoa, Rotifera, Eurotatoria, Philodinida, Philodinidae.
AUGGAUGAAAACAUACAAUCAUGGGAAGAUCUUAUCAUUAAGCGUAGCGGAUAUCCAAAGUUCAAAUCACGCACAUGUUGUAUCUACAAUAGUAGAUCAAAGCAUCCUGCCAAUGAUCCAGAUAAGUUGUGCCCUUGCGGUCGUAUGAUUCGUCGUCAUAGUUUACUUGGCGAUUGUCUAGAAUCCACAGAGGCAAAGAGGGGAAAUACUGAAUUCCCAACACCUGAUAGAUUUCUCGACGGUAAAAAACAUUCCGUUGAAGUGCCUGUCAAUGUAUUUGGAACGUUGCAACCGAGCGGUUGCAAGUUUCUGCAAAUAGAUGUUCGAUCGCCAAUGGAAAAUAUAUUUCAAUUAAUUCUCGAAGAUUGUGGAGAACAGAAACCAGCUCUCAUUUUAAGUGUUUAUGGUGGCGCUAAAUAUUUUACAAUGACAGAACGACUUGAAAAAGAAUUUAUAAGAGGUGUUAUUGAUGCUGCUACUAUGGCCAAUGCGUGGAUUCUUACUACCGGCAUCAAUAAUGGGGUAUCAAAAUUGGUCGGUGAAGGCAUAUCACAUUAUUCUCUCUUACGUGAAUAUUCGAAUAAAGUGAAAUGUAUUGGAAUGACUAUGUGGGGUACAAUAAAUGAAAAUACACGUCUUAAACUCAAGCAUACAUCGAGCGGUAAUCCACCACCAUUAUGCGAACGACAGAUUCCAGCACAAAUCGAAGAAGAUAGAGAAACAAUCGAAUUGAAUCAUACACAUUGUAUUUUAUUCGAUAGUGGUAAAUUGUUUGACUAUCUCAGUGAUUCACAGCGUAAUCAGUUUGUUAUCGAAGCAUGCAAAGAUACAGGUGAUGGUCAUACAUGCUAUGCCGUAACAAUCAUUGUCGAAGGAGGCACAGGUAGCCUUGAAAUUCUUGAAAAUGAUAUAACAGGAAAACGGCCAAUUGUUUUGAUUCAAGGUAGUGGCCGCUUAGCCGAUUUACUCGCUAUGCUUAUCGAACAGACAUCAAAUCCUGAUCGAACUCAAUAUUGGGAUCCAGAGCAGCAAGAAAUCCAGCAAGCUCUUGAUCGAUUUUUCCCUGAUCUUCCCGAUUCAGAAGGUUCUACAGUAAAAAACCAAAUUCAAAAAAUUCUGAAAAAGGAGAAUCGUCACCUGCUACAUGUUUUCUCAAUGGAUCGUGAUAGAAAUGUAGCUGAAACGAUUUUCAAGGCUAUAUUUACAGCUACAGAAAAGAAAACUAAAUUAGAAUAUAAUCAGAGAAACAAGAAUGAAUUAUUGGAGCAAGAAAAACAACGUCGAAAAGAUGAAGAUAAACUAGUAGAUUUGGCACUUGAAUGGAAUUAUUUCGAUGGUGUUUUACAAAUAUUACAAGCACGACAAGGCGAACUUAUCAAGAAAGAAAAAGAUUUCAUUCAGGUAGAUAUCGCACGGCAAAAACAAUUGUUCUUGAAAUCUCUGGAAAAAAAGCGCUCAACAUUUAUUGAAUAUUUUCUUAUUUCUGGUUUUGAUCUAUUAACUUUAGUCGAGAAUGAUGAUAUUCCUAGAUAUCAAAAAUUUAUUUUAGAGUUAUAUAACAAAAGUUAUAAAGAAAUGAACAAGAGCCAUAAGAGUCGCGUAAAAAUGUUAUUUGGUGCAACAAGUUUUUCUUCGAUGCAAGAAAUCGACUAUAAGUUAAAUAAAUUUGUCGGGUCCUUUUUUGGAUCGAUCUGCUCCUCUAAAAACAAUAGUUUUCUAAAUCGCAUUAAAAUUGAUUUGAACAAUCGUGUAUGCACUUGCUAUGGAUCAAAUGAGCAUGUUGAAGAAAAUUAUGAAUUAAAUGUUAUUCAAAAUAUUGUUAAAGUUUAUCCAACAGAAAACAACUAUACAAAACAUCACAUUUUGCGUGAUCUAUUUUUAUGGUCUAUUUUUAUGGAUAUGCCUGAAAUGGCUAAAGUCUUACUUUUUCAUGUCCGAUCUCGUAUUUGUGCUGCUCUUAUUGCUUCAGCUAUAUUUAAAGAAUAUUCAAAAUUGUCGCCAACAGUUGAUAUGAGAGAUAAAUUUCAAACUCAAUCGUUGGACUUUGAAAUAUAUGCGUCAAUGUUUGUUGAUAAAUGUUAUGAAUAUAACGAGAAACGUGCUUGUGAAUUACUUCUACGACAAAUACCGAUUUUUGGAAAUGUUACAUGCAUGCAGCUUGCUAUAUCAAGUGCAAGUAGUAAAUUACUUGAAACAGCUUGUUUUGACCAAACAUUAAAUCAAGUAUGGUUUGAUAAAUUAUCUUUGAGUAACCAUCAACUAAAAGCAAAAGUAUCGCGAACUCUUGCAAUUAUGACUUUUGGCUUAAUAGCACCUUGUACAGUCAGUUAUCGAAAAGAAACUGACGAUUCAUCGAAUAAUACCAAGGAUGAUGCCUUAUCUCAAGAUGGUAUAAACUAUUAUGCUGAUGAAGGAAAUUCCAAAAAAGGAAAAUGGACAACUUAUUGGAGACGAUUUCGCUAUUUUCAUGAAAGCCCAAUGGUAAAAAUGUCUUAUCAUUUUAUUAACUAUCUAUGGUUUCUACUUGUAUUCAGUUAUAUGAUGCUUUAUCAUCUUGAUGGGCGAGACACAUUUAAUAUUCAUUGGACUGAAAUCUAUGUGAUUAUUACUGUUUCCUCUAUGCUUUGUGAAGAAGGUCGAAAAGUUUAUCAUGAAUAUGAUACACGCAUGACUGAACGAUGGGGUUCAACUGGAUCUACUGCUUUAACAUUAUUGUCGAAUAUAUUUUAUAUUCUACCUUAUUUUCUAUUUUAUUUGGGUCUUGGCUUUCGAUAUGGUAGUUAUAAUGAAGAUUUACUUACUACUGCAAGAAUCAUUUGGGCACUUGAUCUUGAACUAUGGUAUCUUGGGUCGCUGAAAUUUGUUAUAGCUUUAAAAUUUUUAGGUCCAAAAUUAUUUAUGCUAAAAAAUAUGCUUCGUGAUUUAUUUGCUUUUGUCUAUAUGAUUUUUAUAGCAAUAGCUGCUUAUGGAGUUGUAUCUCGAGCGUUGAUUUAUUAUAAAGAAGUACCAUUCACAAGUCGUGGGAUUUUUAGCGGAAUUUUUUAUGAACCAUAUUGGUUUAUUCACGGAGAAGUGUCGGAUAAAGACUUGCUUGAUGAGCGAAUUAUGAAUGGUACGAACGAUGGAGGAAAAGGCGUUGCAGAAGCAACAGCAACACAUAUUUUGUUGGGAUUUCAUAUGUUAUUUAUUAAUGUUCUUUUACUCAAUUUACUGGUUGCCGUUUUUGCUGAUUCCAUUGGUAAAGUUCAAGAAAAUACAGAAUUUUAUUGGCGUUAUCAACGUUAUUCAUUUGUACGAGAAUAUUUCGAGCAUUUACCAUUAUCCUAUCCUCCGUUAAUUAUUAUCUCACAUAUCAUAUUAAUUAUUUUGAAUAUUCAAAAUAUAUGUUGCUCGAGCGCGCGUCGACAUCGAAUAGUAAACGAUGAUUAUUUACCAAUAUCGAAAAAAUUCACACGUAUUUUUAAGAUGAUUCCUAUGCAAUACUCACAAAAUGAACAGUGGGAUUUAUUUGAAAAUGCUGCAACGUACAGUUAUGCUCGUUCAAUAUUGCAAACAAAUAAAAACAACAAUAAUUCAACUAUCAAUCAUAGCAAAUCAAGUAAAACAUUGACUACAAUGGAUUCGAAUAUUGAAAAAGCCACUGCUGAUCAGCAAAAAACAAUACAAAAUUUAUAUGAAUUAAUGACAACAUUCCAAUCAGCUCUCAGUGAAACUCAGAAGGCAUUAGAACAAACUAAUUCAAGAAUGGAAAAUCGUUUAGAUCAGAUUAGUAAAUCACUUGAAUCGACAAGGAAUACAACUUCAUAUGGGAAAACGAAAGAUCAGACAGUUUCAAGACCUACAUCCAGCACAUCUUCUGUAAAAAGUGAUGUCUCGUUUAGAAAUCAAGCAACAACAUCAACCAGAAAGUCUGCUCAAUAA